UCUGUGGCUUCCAACUGAAUCAGUCAUGGGGCUGCUGGUGCUUAUCCUCCUCAGCUGUUUGGUUGCUCUGCUCGGAGGGCUGUACGUUCUCGGGGUUUUCCGAAAGCAGCGGCCAGGAGAGCCCCCUCUUGACAAAGGUCUAAUUCCUUGGCUGGGCCAUGUCCUGGAAUUUCGCAGGGACACUUUCAAGUUCCUUGAGAGGAUGAGGCAAAAGCAUGGGGAUGUUUUCACAGUGCAGCUUGGAGGAUUUUAUUUCACUUUCCUGCAGGACCCGUUCUCCUUCGGGGCCUUUGUCAAAGAGAGCCGAGAGAAGCUGGACUUCAAUAGUUUUGCCAGGCAGCUUGUUAAUAGGGUUUUUGGUUACAAAGCUAUCCAGAAUGAUCAUCAUAUCCUGCACAAUGCCAGCAACAAGCACUUGAAGGGGGAAGGACUGGAGGUAAUGACACAAGCCAUGAUGAGUAACUUGCAGAAUCUGAUGUUGCACAGUGUGGGCUCGGCCACAGAUCAGAGCCCCUGGAAGGAAGAUGGUCUGUUCAUGUACAGCUACAACAUUGUUUUCAGAGCUGGUUUUUUGGCUUUAUUUGGAAAUGUGCCACACACGUCUGAGGGAGGUGAGGAGAAAGCUAAAGAGAAGGACCGAACGCAUUCAGAAACUCUUUUUUAUGAAUUUCGUAAAUACGACCAACUCUUCCCCAACCUGGCAUAUGGAGUCCUUCCGCCGAAGCAGAAGUGGGAAGCUGACAGACUGCAGUCCUACUUCUGGGAUGCUGUGUCUGUGCAGAACAUGAAGGCCAAGGACAACAUCAGUCGCUGGGUUUGGGACAUGCAGCAGGCCAAAGAAGAGGUGGGCAUGGAUGAGUCAAUGAUCAACAAGUACAUGUUUGUGCUUCUCUGGGCCUCUCAGGGAAACACUGGGCCCUCUUCGUUCUGGCUUCUCCUCUUCCUCCUGAAACACCCCGAGGCCAUGAAAGCAGUGAGGGAAGAAGUUGACAAAGUUUUAAAGGAGACAGGGCAGACAGUCACACGUGGUGGCCCCUUGGUAGACCUAAGUCGUGAAAUGCUCAUGAAAACUCCUGUCCUGGACAGCGCCGUGGAGGAGACCCUCCGGCUCACAGCUGCACCCCUCCUCACCAGGGCUGUGCUCCAGGAUAUGACUCUCAAGAUGGCCGAUGGACGUCAAUACUUCAUCCGCAAAGGUGACAGGAUGUCGAUAUUCCCCUAUAGUGCGGUUCACAUUGACCCAGAGAUCCAUCCUGACCCGCAUGCAUUCAAAUACGAUCGCUUUCUGAACCCAGAUGGAAGCAGGAAAACUGAGUUCUACAAAGGCGGGAAGAAAGUAAAGUAUUAUAACAUGCCAUGGGGUGCAGGUGUCUCCAUGUGUCCUGGGCGAUUCUUUGCCACCAAUGAGCUGAAACAGUUUGUGUUCCUCAUGCUAGUGUAUUUUGAGUUUGAGCUGAAGAAUCCCAAUGAGGAGAUCCCUGAAAUUGACUUCAGACGUUGGGGCUUCGGAUCGAUGCAGCCCAUCAGAGAUGUUCAGUUUAGAUACAGACUCAGAUUUUAAAGAGCUCUCAUAAAACACGUAAGAUAAUUGUACUAUCAGCAUUAUAUUGCAUCAUCAUAUGGUCCGUUCAUUCUUGCAAUAGAUCCUGCUACUACAAAAUACUUGCACUAUUAAAAUUAUGUAAAACAUAACUUUUCCAUACAUAUAACAGAUUGGGUUUCUCACUACAUUCCUUACAACGAAACUUUGCUCAGAUAAACAUUUUGAAUGUGCAGUUGAAUGACAAAAAGGUCUGUCUAAGUCUAAUUCUACUUACUCUCUUUCUUAGCAUAACUCUUUCUAUUUCCCUAGAGACAAUGGCAAACUGAGCAUUUUGUUCUAUCAACUAAAUUUAUUUGGCCUACUUUAUAUUUAAAUGCACUCAACUUUAACUCAAAUCUUUUGUUUGUCUUUUUACUGCUGGGGGUAUAAAUCUCCUGUGUUUUGGUUCCUUUAGCAGGAAAUGAGUUGUAAAACAAAUAAAUAAUUCUGGUGACCUAAA
Fundulus heteroclitus (mummichog) is the source of this 2042-nucleotide messenger RNA. Its product is annotated as 7-alpha-hydroxycholest-4-en-3-one 12-alpha-hydroxylase. Lineage: Eukaryota; Metazoa; Chordata; Actinopteri; Cyprinodontiformes; Fundulidae. The transcript has a single exon. The record is from RefSeq and is a predicted model, not a curated record. Gene Ontology annotation, molecular function: iron ion binding; sterol 12-alpha-hydroxylase activity; heme binding. The coding region runs from base 26 to 1561 and encodes 511 amino acids.